GUAGGGUAUAUAAGAGGCAUAAUAAUCUAAACAAACUCAUUAGCUUCUUUUUUGGAUUCCAAGUUCCUGCUCCUAUGUACAAGCACAACGCUUUAGCACGUUCGCAUGUGGUUUCAGGAUCCUUACGGAAUGUCAUCCACAUGGCAAGAUACCGAAAUUCAGUUAAGAAUCCUCAUUGUUCUGCUGUCAAACGGAGGAUCAUGAUGCCAUCAACAUUGUGCACCUUAAACACUCAGAUCACUUGCUUACACUUUCAUGUUUGUUCAUCAGGAUGAGGCAGAGAUCCCGGAGGUGAUGGAAGAAGAGGAACCACAUGCAGAUCCAGACGCCGGCGCAGCACCAGUUGUUGUGCAGGUUCAGACAACCAUGUUGAUGCUGCCCUCACCGUCACCACUGCAGCCAACUCAGGGCCAAGAAGAGGCUUCUGUCCUCCAUGACAGCACCGUGAGCACUGAACCAGGGAGCAGAUCUUCAGAACCAGCAUUGGCCGCCGAACAGGCGGCGCCCAUGGCCAUGGACAUCGAGGAGGAUAGCUGGCAAUCCCAGCCACAGCGGCAGCCGCAGCCAGGCCAGCAUCCUCACUUUUGGUCAGGUUUCUUCUGAUGGCUAGAGCUCCUGAAGUGUCAUGCCACUGUUUCCAUUCACCCUUUGUUUGUCACCUGCUAGUGUGUACAUGUUGGAAUGAAUGUGCCGUUGCUAUAAUGUGUAGCUUCCUGCAAUUGGUGCUGUUGCUUUCUUCAGACAUGUAGCUUCUCUGUCGAGGUAUACUGAUGUAGUAAGCAUAUGAUGGUUUGAAUAGUUUUAGCUGAAUCAGGACCUUCUAAAGUUAUUGUGUAGAUUGUAGUACAUGAUUUUGCAUGGAAACAUCAGAGCAGAAUUUUGUUCAGCAAACGUUGUUUUGUUUCUGCGUGCACUUCCGGUUUCGUUUGGCGACCUCAGGAUCCUAGAGAUCGUUGAUUGCAAACGUACAUAUCGACAGUGGA
This is a messenger RNA of Sorghum bicolor (sorghum), 983 nucleotides long. RefSeq lists its product as uncharacterized. Lineage: Eukaryota; Viridiplantae; Streptophyta; Magnoliopsida; Poales; Poaceae. Bases 256 to 603 code for a protein of 115 amino acids. The record is from RefSeq and is a predicted model, not a curated record. The transcript is spliced from 2 exons.